AUGGGGGCCUGCCAAUCAUGCUGCGGAGGCAAAUCUCGCGAUGGUCUCUACGAACCAGUAUUGGCCGAUAGCGAACGAGAAGCUGUCGCCGAUCUACUCCAAUACCUCGAGAACCGCGGCGAGACGGAUUUCUUUUCUGGCGAGCCUCUUCGAGCUCUAAGUACCCUUGUAUUUUCCGACAAUAUCGAUCUUCAAAGGAGUGCAAGCUUAACGUUUGCCGAGAUCACGGAGCGAGAUGUUCGUGAGGUCGACCGCGAUACGCUAGAACCCAUCCUUUUCCUACUUCAGAGUCCCGAUAUUGAAGUACAAAGAGCAGCCAGUGCUGCGUUAGGGAACCUUGCCGUUAAUACCGAGAACAAAGUCUUGAUUGUCCAACUAGGCGGCUUAACUCCGCUUAUACGUCAGAUGCUUUCUCCCAACGUCGAAGUACAAUGCAAUGCUGUAGGAUGCAUUACCAAUUUAGCUACCCAUGAGGAGAAUAAGGCAAAGAUUGCACGAUCGGGAGCCUUGGGUCCGCUUACUCGACUGGCCAAGUCAAGAGAUAUGAGGGUUCAACGGAACGCAACCGGCGCCCUGCUCAACAUGACACAUUCAGAUGAGAAUCGACAACAGCUCGUGAAUGCAGGCGCCAUCCCCGUACUGGUCCAACUUCUGUCGUCUCCCGAUGUCGAUGUUCAAUAUUAUUGCACGACAGCGCUUAGCAACAUUGCCGUCGACGGCAACAACCGCCGGAAGUUAGCUGCGUCGGAGACCAAACUUGUCCAGUCCCUCGUUAACCUAAUGGACUCCUCCUCUCCCAAGGUGCAAUGCCAAGCCGCAUUAGCACUUCGAAACCUCGCUUCGGACGAGAAAUAUCAGCUAGAUAUCGUCCGGGCGCAAGGCCUUAAUCCGCUGCUACGUUUGCUCCAGUCCUCUUACCUACCUCUAAUCCUCUCCGCGGUUGCUUGCAUACGUAACAUAUCCAUCCAUCCCUUAAACGAGUCUCCUAUUAUCGAAGCUGGAUUCUUAAAGCCCCUAGUCGACCUUCUAGGCUCCACCGAUAACGAGGAAAUCCAGUGCCAUGCCAUAUCGACCCUCCGAAACCUUGCCGCGAGUUCUGACCGUAACAAAGCACUAGUCCUUGACGCUGGUGCGGUACAGAAAUGCAAGCAACUUGUCUUGGACGUUCCGGUGACCGUCCAGUCGGAAAUGACGGCUGCAAUCGCAGUUCUUGCGUUAUCUGACGAGCUUAAAACACACUUGUUAAAUCUCGGCGUGUUCGACGUGCUUAUUCCCCUAACACACUCGCCAAGCAUUGAAGUUCAAGGCAAUAGCGCCGCAGCCCUCGGCAACCUGUCCUCGAAGGUUGGCGAUUAUUCCAUCUUCAUCCAGGAUUGGACAGAACCAAACGGUGGCAUUCACGGUUACUUGAGUAGGUUCCUGGCCAGCGGCGAUGCCACGUUUCAGCACAUUGCUAUUUGGACUCUCCUCCAAUUGUUGGAAUCUGAAGAUAAGACCUUGAUUUCACAUAUUGGGAAGUCGGAUACAAUUGUGGAGAUGAUUAAACAAAUCGCGAAUCGACAAGUCGAGUCAGAUAACGAAUACGAGGAAGAUGACGAGGGCGAAGUGAUCAACCUUGCGCAGCGCUGCCUGGAGCUGCUUGGCCAGAGUAUGUCGAAGGCGCACAUAGAAGGAUGA
Daldinia childiae is the source of this 1677-nucleotide messenger RNA. RefSeq names its product Vacuolar protein 8. Bases 1 to 1677 code for a protein of 558 amino acids. Lineage: Eukaryota; Fungi; Ascomycota; Sordariomycetes; Xylariales; Hypoxylaceae. Gene Ontology annotation, biological process: vacuole inheritance; nucleus-vacuole junction assembly. The transcript is spliced from 7 exons. Gene Ontology annotation, cellular component: fungal-type vacuole membrane. The record is from RefSeq and is a predicted model, not a curated record. Gene Ontology annotation, molecular function: protein binding; protein-membrane adaptor activity.